AUGGCUAACAACGUGACCGCUACCAGAGAAGCUACAAGGCGUACUCACACUUACAGUUUUCAUCGCGAAGGCUUGAUUCAGUUGGGGCAAUUGGGUGGAUUGAUCAAUGGUCAUAAUAAAACUGUGUUCACUGAGAAUUAUGGAAACAUCUUGACUCUUUUGGACUCACACGUCGACGAAUGGGGUUUAUCUACUCCUCUCCAAUUCUAUGAUCCUGACUUGCGUUGUUUCACCUUCUCAGGCUAUCAGUUGGCUCCCACUCUCGAGGAGUACUCUCACUUCCUCAAUAUCAAGAUCCAACACAAGGUUCCUUUCGUUUGCGUCCCAGAGAAACCUGAUUUGGACCACAUUGCCAAUGCUCUUUAUUUGAGCAUUGGAGAUGUUCAUGGAAAUUGGAAAAAGAAUGGUAGCACUCAGGGUUUCUAUAUGAGUUUCUUGGUUGAGAAGGCCCAAGAGUUGGCUAACAAAAAGAUGUGGGAGGCCUUCAACGCCCUUCUGGCCGUUUUGAUUUAUGGGAUCGUGAUGUUCCCUAACAUUCACAAGUUCGUUGAUCUGGCUGCUAUAUGUCUUUUUGUGGAGAAGAAUCCGGUCCCUACUUUGCUAGCCGAUACGUACUAUUCUGUUCACUCUCGAUAUGGGAAAGGAGGAGCCAUAAGAAAUUGUUUGCCGUUGUUAUACACCUGGUUUAAGUCCCACCUACCUACAAGUGGUCCUUUCGUUACUUCUACUCAGAAAUGGCAUCAAAGGAUCAUGGGGCUUACUGGAAAUGACAUUGUCUGGUGUCCUACUGGGAUGGACGUAGAGAAAGUUAUAACUAGCUGUGGUACUUUUGACAAUGUUCCCCUCAUAGGAACAAAAGGUGUUAUCAAUUAUAAUCCUAAGCUAGCGCUGCGUCAAUUGGGUUUUGCACUUGAAAACAAACCUUUAGACAAAGAAAUAUUUGAAUCUGUUUGCUUUGAGAAGGGAACCGAUCUAAAAGGUUUAGAAGAAGUGAUGAGUGCUUGGAAUGACAUCCAUACAAGUGAUCAGAUUUCUCUAGGUGGAAAGAAUGCCGUUGCCAAACAAGCCUACACGGAUUGGGUUGAAAAUAGAGUUAAAGAUCGCUUGUUGCCUUUCCCGAAGGUUAACCCGUUGUACGAGCAACCACCUAAGAUUUCAAUUGCUACUGUGCCUGCUGAGAAAUGUACCCAGGCAGAUAUGGAAGGCACCCAACUGCACGAAAAGAAGACGGAUACGCCGCCGAAACAUCGUCUUGUGGACCAGAAAAGGGUUGAGUUGACACAUGAGGCCAAGGUGCUGAAAGAAGGAUCUUUGAGAGUUCAAAAGAGGGCUAGAACGGAAAAAGGUGAAAGAGAUACUACUAUUGGUUUGGAAGAUGACAAACGUAAUGGCAGAGGAAGAAGAGUGUCAUUUGGCAUGGAAGACAAUCGUAAAGAGCAUGUGAGAGAGAGCUUGGAGAUGGAGGAGAUAUCUGCAACUAGCUUAGAUAAUGAAGACACCAGUAGUGACUGA
Vicia villosa (hairy vetch) is the source of this 1512-nucleotide messenger RNA. RefSeq lists its product as uncharacterized. NCBI's taxonomy places the organism in Eukaryota, Viridiplantae, Streptophyta, Magnoliopsida, Fabales, Fabaceae. The transcript has 2 exons. Bases 1 to 1512 code for a protein of 503 amino acids. The record is from RefSeq and is a predicted model, not a curated record.